Sinocyclocheilus grahami is the source of this 1490-nucleotide messenger RNA. RefSeq names its product gap junction protein alpha 4 (gene gja4). Gene Ontology annotation, cellular component: connexin complex. Gene Ontology annotation, molecular function: gap junction channel activity. The record is from RefSeq and is a predicted model, not a curated record. The coding region runs from base 96 to 1136 and encodes 346 amino acids. Gene Ontology annotation, biological process: cell-cell signaling. The transcript has 2 exons. Lineage: Eukaryota; Metazoa; Chordata; Actinopteri; Cypriniformes; Cyprinidae.
GCUGGGCUUCGAUCACAAGGGCUUAUAAAACUCUCAGCGGUAGAAUCUCCUCACACAGAUAACAGACGAUAAACAUAAAACAGGGUUGACAGAGGAUGUCCAGAGCUGACUGGGGUUUUCUGGAGCACCUGCUAGAGGAAGGUCAGGAGUACUCGACUGGUGUGGGGCGCGUGUGGCUAACCGUGCUCUUCCUCUUCCGCAUGCUUGUGCUUGGCACGGCGGUCGAAUCUGCAUGGGACGACGAACAGUCUGACUUUGUCUGCAACACCAAACAGCCUGGCUGUGAGUCUGUCUGCUAUGACAAGGCCUUUCCCAUCUCCCACUUCCGUUUCUUUGUUCUGCAGGUCAUCUUCGUCUCAACACCAACCAUUUUCUACUUUGGCUAUGUGGCCCUGAGGACUAGAACUGAAAAGAGUCUGGAGGAGAAGCCGGAGGAGGAGGGCAGAAGACAGAGAAAAACCAACGAGUUUAAAUUGGAGGUAAUAAAGGAGGAAGAUGAAGAGAGCGAGGAGAAGGAAAAAGAGAAGAACCACAGCGCUCCAGGACCUCCAAAGCUCAAAGGGAAACUGCUGUGCGCUUAUGCGACUAGCAUAGUGCUAAAGGUUCUCAUUGAGAUUGGCUUCAUUGUGGGUCUAUGGAUCCUUUAUGGGUUUGUAAUCGAGGCAAAGUAUGAGUGCGAGAGGUUUCCCUGUCCUCACACAGUGGACUGUUUUGUCUCACGACCCACAGAAAAAACAAUCUUCACCAUAUACACGCAGGUCAUUGCUGCGGUCUCUGUUCUCCUCAACAUUGUGGAGCUUCUCCAUCUGCUUCAGCUAGCAGUAACACAUCGACUAGAGAAGAGGUAUCAAAGCGAGGAGGAGAUUAAUAAACUUAUUAGGGUGACUUCUUCUAGAACAGCACCAGCUAAAGCUCAAAUACCAUCGUUUGAGGAAAGAAACCAUCUCUUUCUUCCUGUAGCACAUGAUGGCUACCCUGCAUCAGGGUUGGACUGGGAUAAAAGAGAUCCUCCUUUAGCGGAGGACAUGCUUCCUAGCUACUCAAACUGCAUGAGCAAUGUGAAACCUGCCACAAACAAAAACAAUCUUCAUAAAAAACACCACAAAACUGAAGACAAACCGAGACAUUAUGUGUGAGGACCACUAAAUGAGACCCAAGGACUACAUUUUGGGGAACUACAUGUGUAAAUGACUGUUAGUGGUUUACUGUACAUUCGAGAGCCAUUUCCUUUGUUUAGAUAGGCAGAGAAAUGGUCUGUGCCUUGGGAUUGGCAACUGUCUUUUGUGAUCUAUGGCCAGAUACGGGAGCCUCUCAAGUAGUGAUUAGUUUUGAGAAGCUCAAGGUCAGGAAAUACUCAAACCACUGAGCCUAAGAGAAACAAGCACAAUGUCUAGAAAUAUCUAGUACUGAACUUAAUGAUUGAUAUGGUACAACUAAGGUAGUUCAUAAUGUACAGCAUUUGAGACAAGAAUCAAAGUUAAACCAUACCA